AACCCCGCUCGCUCUACCCCAGCUGCUCAGUGCAAGAAAUCCACCGUUUCUUCUGCUUCCCCUGCGAUCUUAAGUCUGGCUAUAUUGUGAACUUGAGACUGUUCUGGAUUUACCUGUCAUCGGAUUGGACGCAGAAGUUGAACGCGCUGCAAGCAAAGCUAUGGCAGACUCACCAACACUGAGCGUCACGCUUCUUGGUGCAGGCCAAGAGGUGGGAAGAUCAUGCUGCGUGCUGCAGUAUAGAGGGAAAACCAUCGUCUGUGACACAGGGGUGCACCCUGCAUACAGUGGCAUGGCCUCACUACCAUUCGUGGAUGAACUUGAUUGGAGCACUGUAGAUGCGAUUUUAAUCACUCACUUCCACCUCGAUCAUGCUGCUGCUCUAACCUAUAUCAUGGAAAAGACCAACUUCAGGGAUGGCAAGGGUAAGGUGUACAUGACGCAUCCUACGAAGGCUGUGCACAAAUUCAUGAUGCAGGAUUUUGUUCGAAUGAGUUCAUCGUCUUCCGAUGCUCUAUAUACUCCUCUCGAAAUGUCCAUGUCGCUGUCGUCGAUUAUUCCGGUCUCUGCCCACCAGUUGAUAACACCUUGUCCUGGAGUUUCGUUCAUUCCUUAUCAUGCAGGCCAUGUAUUGGGUGCAUGCAUGUUUCUCAUCGAUAUAGCCGGCCUUAAGAUUUUGUACACAGGGGACUAUUCUCGCGAAGAAGACCGACAUCUUGUCAAAGCAGAAGUUCCACCUGUCCGACCGGAUGUCCUCAUUGUCGAAAGUACAUAUGGCGUUCAGAGCUUAGAGGGUCGCGAUGAUAAGGAAUUGCGCUUUACAAAUCUCAUUCACUCAAUCAUCAGGCGUGGAGGACACGUCCUUCUACCCACUUUUGCUCUCGGACGAGCUCAGGAACUUCUCCUUAUCCUCGAUGAAUAUUGGAAGAAGCACCCAGACCUGCACAACGUGCCCAUUUAUUACGCUUCUAAUCUGGCGCGUAAAUGCAUGGCUGUAUAUCAGACGUACAUACAUACAAUGAACUCGAACAUUCGCUCGCGGUUCGCGAAGCGAGACAACCCAUUUGUCUUCAAGCAUAUUUCUAAUCUUCCACAACCACGCGGUUGGGAACGAAAAAUCUCGGAGGGCCCCCCGUGUGUUGUGCUUGCAAGUCCAGGUUUUCUUCAAACUGGGCCUAGUCGUGAAUUACUCGAACUCUGGGCUCCUGACUCCCGAAAUGGACUCAUCAUCACCGGAUACUCUAUCGAAGGAACACUGGCCCGGGACAUCAUGACUGAACCGGACGAGAUCAUUGGACUGAAGGGCAACACUAUCCCGCGAAAAAUCUCAGUUGAUUAUCUUUCUUUCAGUGCGCACGUGGACUAUUCUCAGAACUCGGAAUUCAUCGAGCUAGUGAAGGCUCAACAUGUGGUUCUAGUUCACGGCGAGCAAACCGCAAUGGGCCGUCUCAAAGCGGCCAUGACUGCAAGAUUCAAGGAACGCGACGAGGACGUGAAGAUCCACACCCCUCGUAACCUUGAAACUCUCGAGCUGUCCUUCCGUGGUGAACGUGUGGCGAAGGCGAUAGGUACUCUGGCUAAUAAGACUCCUCAAGAAAACGACGUCAUAUCCGGGUUGCUUGUUUCGAAAGAUUAUUCUUACACCCUUCUCGAUCCGCGUGAUUUGAAGGACUUUGCCGGGUUGUCAACUUGUACUGUUACUCAGCGACAGAAAAUAGUCCUCGGUGUGGGCUGGGACCUUGUGAUGUGGCAUCUGGAAGGAAUGUAUGGUAGUAUUGAAGAGGGCGUAGACAAAGAUGGCGUGAAAACGAUAAGGGUUAUGGGUGCCGUCGAUGUCAAACAUACUGGAGAACAUGAACUCACGCUUGAGUGGGACUCGACCGCAAGUAACGAUAUGAUUGCCGAUUCUAUUUUAGCUCUUAUAACGGGCGUUGACAAAAGUCUCGCCUCUGUGAAAUUAACCUCUUCGCAGCAUUCACAUUCUCACCACCCUCACUCGGAUCAUCAUGAAGGUGAUCAGUCUAUCACUAGAAUCCAGCGGAUUGUAUGGUUCUUGGAAGCCCAUUUCGGUGACGUGGAGCUACACAUGCCCGAAGUAGGUGGUGAACAUGAACAUGGCGAAAACAGCGAGCCAGCGUUGAUCGUGCGGAUGGAUGACUCUGGAGAAACUGACGCACACAUUAAUUUGGUGACCUUGGUGGUGUUGUGUCCAAGUGACACAGUUCGUAAGCGCGUCGAAGCAGUAUUGGACAUGGCCAUAACGACAGUGAGCUCCCUCACGGAAUCUUUCACUACUGGGGUCAGUAUGGCCUCUGAAGACGCGGACCCGAAGCAAGAAAAAUCUAUCUCGCCAGAUGACGGCCAUGCAGGUACUGAACCCGUAGAAGAUACGAUGACUGUCGAUGAUCAAGCUGAUAUCGCUUCAUAAUUAUUGUAAUCUCGAUUCUGUUGAUUUCCGUGUCUGCUUUGUAGUGUCGAAUAUUUAUCGAUGAUGUUGUAUUGCUACUGAUCAAUAAUAUUUUGACGUGCCACCACUACUUAGGAUAUGCAGUGACCGAAGCCAACGUGGUGCUGCGAUAUGCGUUGAAUGAACAGAACAGCGCACUUAUGCAAGGUCACACGGUCAACCGCCACCGAUCAUUAAUGCGGACAUUCGAAUCCGCUGUCUUUCCUUUUCUCCGCGAUUAUGUACAUCAGAUACAGUCCACACCACACCCCCACAUCGAACUAAUCUGCUGACCUGGUGAAGACAGCAAACAGCUUGGCCAUUCAGGACUCUGCAUCAGCUGCA
This is a messenger RNA of Suillus paluster, 2791 nucleotides long. RefSeq names its product beta-lactamase-like protein. The record is from RefSeq and is a predicted model, not a curated record. Gene Ontology annotation, molecular function: RNA binding; RNA endonuclease activity; 5'-3' exonuclease activity. The transcript has 11 exons. Bases 161 to 2428 code for a protein of 755 amino acids. Lineage: Eukaryota; Fungi; Basidiomycota; Agaricomycetes; Boletales; Suillaceae. Gene Ontology annotation, cellular component: mRNA cleavage and polyadenylation specificity factor complex. Gene Ontology annotation, biological process: mRNA 3'-end processing by stem-loop binding and cleavage.